CUUACAAGUGAUGGAGCGUGGCCGACGGUGGUCAGACGUGAGAAUAAUUUGCGAAACCUUGUCGGACGAGACGGAUCGUGAUAGAACGUGAAAUAUGCUCAUUCUGAAAAAGAGAAAACUAACCUUGGUUGACUUCUAUGAAUAUUUCAUUUGGCCGCAUCUAGGAUUCUACGCUCACAUGUCACCAGUCCUAGUCACUCAUUGUCGAGCUCCACAUCCCCCUCCUGUUUCCUGUCAUCAUCCACAUGAAGCCCGGACGGAGUGUAUCCGUUCCAUCCAGAGGACGAGGGAAUUCGAAAGUUUACCCUCCAAUCAUCUAAUUUUUCCGUAUUCAAACGCCCAGCUAUGCAAUGCAGAGUCAUUUGGAUUAGACACGGCUGGACGGUUGAUGCUUGUGCCAGCAGCACAGCUCAUAGAGCUGGCAAGAGACUCGGGGAUGUAUUUCAGCCACCUGGAAAUGUGUAAUGCCGCCAUUCUUUUCCCUCAUUGGGUGAUUGUUCGGAAUAUAUUUGAUUGUGAAGACACGAGUCGUUCUUAUCUGCUCUCACUGCUUGCUCUCAUCUGCCAACUCCAGACUCUCGUUCGUUCUCGUUCUCAUCUGCUCUUGCCCGAUGUUGAUGCCAAUGCUGAGGAGGUGUUCGAGGUCAUAGUUACAUUUUGUUUUUUAAUAAUCUUAGUGCACACCUGCAGGUAGUACACCCUAUACCCACGCGUUUUCGGCAAACCCUAC
Suillus subalutaceus is the source of this 730-nucleotide messenger RNA. RefSeq lists its product as uncharacterized. The transcript has 2 exons. Lineage: Eukaryota; Fungi; Basidiomycota; Agaricomycetes; Boletales; Suillaceae. The record is from RefSeq and is a predicted model, not a curated record. The coding region runs from base 95 to 694 and encodes 199 amino acids.